AUGGAUCAGGUCGAUUCGUUUAGGAUUUCAGAGGAUGAGCUUGCCAAGUGGGAGAAGGGCUGUGAGUCCUCCGGUAAAGAAGCACAGGCAUUGGCCAAUGGCAUGAUUGGACCAUCUUUGGGGCCGUUGAAAGAUAUCCAAAAUGAAUCUACCUCUAAAAUUUCGGAUAGUUUUGCUGAAACUGACAUCCCAUCUUUUCGUAAUACUGCAUCUUGUGUUGUUAUGCCUUUACAAAGUCCUACCAAUGGGGCCUAUUACCCCACUAGUACAGCGUGUCAUGGAUCUUCCACCUCUGGAAGUGUUGCUUAUUCUGCUCCAUUUGGUACUUCCGGACUGCCUGUCAAACCCUGUGUCACAACACAUGGACAUCAGGGUAUGCCAAGUACAAACGUGUUUCAUAGUGCUGAUGCACAAAUGAAAGGUGCUCAAUCUACUUCCCUCGGAAAUGGACCAAAUCCACCGUCUUCUUCUUUUGUAUAUGAAUGUGAUUUUUUGGUUGCAGUCAUGCUUGUAGAUUUUAGUUUGCAGAUAUAUUUCCUUGGACUAGUUUCUGAUCUACAUCUGGUCCAACAGGGCCACUCUGGAGGGAAAUUCAAUCAGGGCCUGAAAGCAAAUGUGCAUACUGGUGCUCCUCCUCCAUGGUUAGAAGCUAGUGAGCAUGAUCCAAAGAAUGUGUCACUCGCCAGCUAUGCUCUUCCAUCUUCUCUGAAAGGAAAAUCAAGAAAACUUAACCCAAAGCGUGUUGGAGCUGCAUGGGCAGAGAGAAGAAGAGCUGAAAUGGAGGUGGAAAAGCGAGGUGAGGUCGUUGCAGAAACGCCUGAUGCUAGUUGGCUCCCUAAUUUUGGUGGUGUCUGGCAAUCUGGUUCACGAAAGGAAUCGAGGAAAGAGUUUGAGAAAAAUCAUAAGCUUAAAGAGGAGAACAAUCCUGAGUUACUCCCUGAGAUAAAACCAUAUAUCAGCAAAAGGAUGUGUAUAGAUGGUCCUGCUAUCUCUUUUCCAAAUGUCACCCGAACGUGGGAGAAUCAAUCAAGAGCAAUUACAGCACCUGGUAUGAAGCAUUGUUUGUUACCGAGUGCAUCAGUCAGGUCGCGUGAAUUCGCCUUGAAGGCGCUGUGA
Triticum turgidum subsp. durum (durum wheat) is the source of this 1116-nucleotide messenger RNA. The record is from the annotation of a GenBank genome assembly. Lineage: Eukaryota; Viridiplantae; Streptophyta; Magnoliopsida; Poales; Poaceae.